UAAUUCUCUCGAACCUCAAAACUUCCACAACAGGCUGGUGUUGUCGGCAGGAUUCCGCGUUUGAGAGUCGACUUCGGGGAUUCCCGGGGAGGCUUGCAGCGCUCGAGCCUUGAAGGCUGUUAACUUCACCUCGACCGCAAAAUUGGCUAUGAGCGUGAGAGGACUCGGGAGUUCACCGUGAGCCGCCUCAACGCUGGAAUCAAAAGUACUUGGAUGUGUGGAAGAUGAUCCUGACCUGGAUGGACCGCCUCCUCGACCACGUCUGGCAGCGGCUGCGUCAUGUCGACAGGUGUGCGCAGAUCCGGAGCCAGCUCGUGUGGAGCCGAAGGAGAGUCCACUGCCUCCACCGAAGGCAGUUAAGGCUGACCCACCCUCUCCACCGAUCGCGGAUCAUACACGCCAGAAAGACAAGCAAAAGGAGACUACGGAUCUUGAACCUGUCAGAGAAGAGGCUUCGAUUCCAGAGGUCAACGAGAAACUUCAGAGUGUGAUUACAAUGCCCAUGGUGGAAGUAGCGGGGCCGGAUGGAGACCCUAUGUUAGUACACCGUCCGUGGACACUAAAGGACAUUGAGCAUGCUCAUGAGCACCUCCCUGACCCGAGAGAAGUGGGGGGGAAAAAGUUUGGUGUGGAGUUGGAACGUUUCUGCAAAGAAUUUCGUCCCACCUCUCUUGAACUGAGGCGCCUGCUGGGAAGAAAACUAGCAUCUGACAUAACGCGGAUUAAGUAUGAAUGGCCGGAUGAAAAUCUGUGCAUGAGACAUCCAGAUCAUGAGAGCGGGAGGAAUGCGACGUACUAUAACUUCGUAACGGAAUUACGUGAAGCGUGUUGUGAGGCUUUUCCAGUGAAGAUGGAUAUGACAAAGAUUGCGCUGUGCAAACAGCAGGACAGCGAGACAGUUGCGCAAUAUCUUCAUCGCCUCACGGAAGUACACAACGCGCACAGCGGCCUUACUGCCCCCGAGAAUAUGAGUGAGGGGGUAGUGACCGCAUACGAGGCGCAUUUGAGAAACAGUUUCAUGAAUGGACUGAUUCCGGAAAUAUCUGACAAGGUGAAAAACCUAUGCAUCACGUGGGACACUGGAAAGCUGAGCCUUAUCGAACAACAUGCUCUGCAUGCGGAAAAGCUGCUCACGCAAGCCAAGCAAGAGCAGGGAAAAAAGAGAGAAGAACAAACACACAAAGUUCAGCUGACGAUGAUGCAAGCCAUGACGAGAUCUCAUACACAAUGGAGAGGGACUUCCACAUAUCGAGGAAGAGGGCGAUAUCGAGGAAGGGGGAGAGGAAGAGGAAGAGCCAGAGGCGGAAAAGAAAAAGGGGGAGAGAGUGGAUGUUUUGUUUGCGGAGGACAAGAUCACUGGGCAAGGGAAUGCCCUAAGAGACAUGAUGAGGAAACUGCAUGACCAUCAACAUCUCAGGUCGAGGAGGUCAGUCCUGAAGGGAUGGCAGGUGAAGGAAGCACUGCCUAAGGUGACGCAAACAGAUCUGCACAGUCUCAAACCAGGUGACUGGGUGGUGGUGAAGGAUUUCAGGAGGAAAAGCUGGAGAGCCAGGCGGUGGCUGGGACCAUUUCAGGUACUUCUGACCACGCAGACUGCGGUGAAGGUUGCAGAGAGAGCAACGUGGAUUCACGUUAGCCACUGUAAGCGGGUUCCUGAGCCAGAGGAAAAACCAACACCCGACAGCUGCAAAGAGGAAUGAGAAGGGGCAUCAGGGCACACGGUGACGUGCUAGUAACCUCUCCCGUGAGCUCCAACUGACUUUCCACGACGCGUAUAGUGUCUGAGUCAGAAGAAAACCCUGAUACAACGCAGCAGC
Molecule: messenger RNA, 1817 nt
Organism: Tachysurus fulvidraco (yellow catfish)
Lineage: Eukaryota; Metazoa; Chordata; Actinopteri; Siluriformes; Bagridae
Exons: 3
Coding region: 497-1402 (301 amino acids)
Molecular function (GO): nucleic acid binding; zinc ion binding
Source: RefSeq, a predicted model, not a curated record